Molecule: messenger RNA, 5489 nt
Organism: Petromyzon marinus (sea lamprey)
Lineage: Eukaryota; Metazoa; Chordata; Hyperoartia; Petromyzontiformes; Petromyzontidae
Source: RefSeq, a predicted model, not a curated record
GUGGCUUGGCCAACACUAUUCGGUCAACCUUGCUUGGUCUGCGAAUGUGUGAGGAUGGGUGAGACAUCUUCUACACAUAUAUACUGGAAAGCACUUACGAGUGAGAACGCACACAGCAGCAGCACCGGCCGAGGAAGUGUACCCGGUUUUGACAUAAUGAUCUAAUUAAUAAUUCAUCGGCGGUCCGGGGUAACGUACAGAGGAAUGCGUUGAUUCGUGCCCGUGCACUGAUUGGCUGUGUCCUGUGACGUUUGUUAUUCCGAGAAAUUACGCAAAAAAUCUUAAGCAACAUUUCCGAAAAAAUGCGUAAGAAUGGCCACGUCACGUUUAUCAAAAGGCGGAACUUGACACACGGGGUUUCUGUUUACUCUGCUGGACAAUAUACUGUUCGGAGUCACGUAAGUAAAACAUUAAUUUACUCUACAUAUAUCUCUCUUUGCCUGUGUUUUUGAAGAAGGCUUACACGUCUGUGGAAUUUUCACCUGCGUUAACUGGAUUAUCAACAAUCAUCUGAAAAAGGAUUCCGUGGAAAUGCGGUGCUUAAAAUGUAAAAUUGAGAAGCUUAGAAGGGAAUUUCCACAAGUACCUCUGGCAGAGACAUGUGAUCAUGCAAAUCUGCAUUGCUUAAAGUGUGUUAUUGAAGUGGCUGAGAAAAAAAACAAAUGUUCAUAUUCUGAAAAUAAAUGCUCCAGUCCAGUGACGGGCCCUGUUCUUGAGGAUCUAAAAUCUCGACUGAAAGCCCUGUUGUACACAUAUGAAUCCUUAACACCUGAGUUGGCUGAUGCAUCCCAAGAAUGCAGUGGUGGGGUGUUGUCCAUUGCUCUUCUCAAUGGAGAUAAAAUGUCAAUUCCUUUUGAUCCAAGCAUGAAGAUUGUGGAUGUUUGCUCACGUAUAAAAAAAAUCUACAAUUAUGACAUCAAAAAACAAAAACUCAUUUAUGGUGAAAAGGAAUUGAUGCUCGAGAAAGAAGAUGGAUCAGAUACCACCUUAAGCGAUUUUGGUGUAAAACCCAAUAGCACGAUUCACUUGAUAGUUCUUCUAUUUGCAAUUCCAGAAAAAAUGAAUGAAGUCACUUUAGAUCUGUACUGGGGAUAUCCAUCGAGAGGCAGAGAUUAUCUGGAUGCCUCUGUGCUUGUAUAUCAAGGGAAAUCGGAAGCAGGCAUUGUAGAUUAUCGUCACACAUCAUUCCCUGGCAUUACACAUUCUGGAGAUAUUAUGGAUGACAAUGCAGCUCAGGGACAUCAUGUCAUCAAUGUGUGUCUUAAUAAACUUCCAGCAGAUACGACUAGUCUGUUCUUCACACUUAGUGCAUGGUCGUCACCUACCAUAGGGAAGUUUAAGCACCCUAGUUUUAGUUUUUUUGAAACGUCGAAACCCAAAUUGCAAUUGUGUGAAGAUAAAAUGAAAACUGCUAUGGAUGCUCAAGCCAUUAUAAUGUGUGUUAUAGUUAAGAAAUUGAUAUGUAAUACUUGGACAGUAAUAACCCUUGGCACACAAUCAGGAGGAAAUGCUAAGUGUUAUGAUCGCCUGCAUAACACCAUCAAAGAUAAACUUUUAUCUUAUUUGUAAAAGUGAAAAAGGUAUUGCAAAAGUAGUAAUGACGUUGUGCUCAUCACAAUCAUUCAUUUAUUCCUUGCAUUUUGGCGUUACAUUUUCCACCAAGGGCCACGUAUAUGCCAAAGGCAAGUAAGUGAUCAAUUACAGUUGACAAUACAAAACUACAGCAUCACACAAUGACAAAGUACUGCUUUUUUCCAUCUUAACUAAAUGCUUUUUUCCAUAACUAUCAGAUGUUCCUAGAUUAAUUUGUUCAUAGUUUACAAGUGACUGAUCUUCAGGUUAUAAUUACCCUGACUGACUUAAUAAUCUUAUUGCAAAUCAUCCUAAAGACAUUAAAUCUCUUAACAGUACUGUAACUCUCACCUGCAUACCGAGAACGCAGAUUUCUCCACUAUGCUAUCAUUUGGUGAUUAUGAACAGCUGGCCUUAUUACUAUCCUUAACAAUACCUCUAUCUCAUUUUGUAGCAUUUUAUUAAAUCUCAAGUCUGUUGCUCCCAUUGAUAUUCUUUAAAAAAUCCACAAUACUCCCCAACAUAUCUGUAAACAUCCAUCCUUUGUCAAACCUUCUUUUCCUUGGAAAAUUACUGUAAAAUAUUAUUUCUCCCACCUUUCCAAACACCUAUUUAUCCAUGGUCUCCACGACCCAGUGGAAUCUGGUUUCUACCAAGGCCAUUCAACAUAAACUGCCAUCUCCUACAUGUGUUAAACCUAUUUUCUUUCGACCAUAGAUAAUUUUCGGUAAUAAUUCUCUGAGACCUUUCUGCCACUUUUGAUAUCACUUUCUUCAAUACCCCAAUAAGUGUGGCAGUAUCUCCAGCAGACUUCUCGCCUGAUUCCACUCGUUCCUUGCAAAUAAUUCCUAUGUCUAAUACAAUGACAAUCUUCCUCACCUGCACCCAUAAACAUAACUAUAUCACUCUUGAUGCCACAAUACUUCCACUAACUCUUAAUCCAGUCCCAGAUAUAUUAAAAAUCACAUGCACCAUUUUCCAGAUGAUCUAUGAAGUUUCCCUUUCCGACCUCCUCUCCCUACAUUGCUGUUGAAGCCCCCAGUCAACCUUUGCUCAGCAGAUUGUCGAUCACUGCUGCCACAUAUUGUCGUAUUAUUUCCAGCAGCAUUUCGUACUAUCGACUACCUGCCUGCCCAUGUUCAAGUCCAGGCCUCAACACCCUGGAUUUUUUUCUGAAUGCCGAUAGAAUAUACAUACAUUACCAGUGUUCUGUGCAGCAUCUUGACACGCCUCACAAUUAUCCAUAGACUUGCAUUCCUGCAAUAUUCCACUUAGCGCAACUCUAUUUUCCUUGAUUGAUAAUGAUUGAUUCAUAAUGAUGAUUGUAAUGAUGGUGAUUAUGAUGGCACAUCACUCGACAGUACUCUACUUCUGCACUCUUUCCAAAUUUAUUUUUUAUCUACAUGUGUGCACAGAUUAUAGUUGUUGAUCAGAAAUUCCCCUAUUGACAGUAUUUAAUCGAGGCUGUGAGUUACCCAAAAGUGGUCCCCACAAACGCUAAAUUCCUCUUAUUAGCCGGACAUUUAAUGUAGAAGUAGAUUUCGAUUUAAAGCUUUCGUGACUGCAAGGAUUCAUCUUCUUUGGUUCUUUCGGUAAAGUCACGUAGAAUGAGAAUAAAAUAAUAAAUUGAUAAAAUAACAAUAAUAUUCUAACGACGUUUCGGCCACAACACAAGCGGCCUUUUAUUCUCAUUCUACGUGACUUUACCGAAAGAACCAAAGAAGAUAGAAGUAGAUUCACUAAGAAUUUGUUGAAAAUACCUCCCGUUAUCUGCAUGCAUCUAUGGAUACUUGUGUGGAUAAGAUGAGUUAUUUUUUUGGAAUAAAUGAAAACAAGAUGCACAAUAUCGCCCCCAUAUCACCACAGAUAAGAGAAAUCCCACUUUAAUUAGAAUUCCAUAGACCUUUCCAUAUUUGGUCUGAUUAUUUGUAUCUGAUAAUUCGAGUCGUUAAAUCUUAGAAGUGACCUUUCUUCACCAUAAAGAUGUAGCACUUGAGAUUGUUUCUGUGCCGCCUCGUAAAUGAUCCCGAACUAUUUACAUGUUUACAUCAUCAUAAUGGAAGAAAUAUAACUAAUUUAAUUCAUUCCCCAAUGAGGGAAUAAUAAUUAAACCCGAAAAAUAAAUUAGUUAUGAGAAGGAGUCUGAAUAAAAAAUAAACUUAGAUUUAGGCUUUCCUAUGCAUAAUGCAUAAAUCACAUAUACCUUCAUUGGAUUCACAAUCAAACUAGAGAAUCAAUAUAAAACAAGGAUUACUUCCAUUUAUAAUGAUUCAAAUACUCGCAAUGAAUAGGUGGUGUGGUCAGCAGCAUACCGAAGUGCAUUUGUCUCCUCACUGCUGACCUUUACCCACCAGUAAAGCACUCAUUUUAUGUUGAGUUGACAUAAGAGACACUAUUGACAGAUUUAUAUGGAACUUGCCAUUAAUGGCACUGGGUUUGUCUUUCUGUCUGCUAUCAGUUGCACAAUAACACCAAAGCUGUUCACUCUCUACAGCAUGCAUGUACACUUAAAUCAAUGUAGCUUUUAAACAAAUUCACAUAUUUACAUGUAAAUAAAUCGUAUAUUAUGAAUACAUGAUAUCCACAAAUAAAUAUAUAACGAACAUAAAGUACUAAGUAAUUACAAAUAAAACAUUAAGAAAUGUGAUUUCAAUGCAUUAGCAUUCAGCUUCACAAUCUUUCCAACGUUCAUAAAGACUUCAACACUACUUUAUAUGGUUUGUGUUCAUGAUAAUCGUCACAUGUACAUACAUUGCGGUUUAAUCCCAACAUACAUCUACAACCUAACAGGAUCAACUUCAUUUGUUUAAUAUGGAUUUUAUUCUGGUUUAAAUGUUGUGAACCCAUCUGCAACAUGUACGGACAGUUAAUUAUAUUGAAUUAUAUUAAUGAAGAUGGCAUGAACAAACGAACUAAAUACAUUUCCCUUCAAAGUGUCAAUGUGCAUCCCCAUGUUCAAUUGCUCUGAUCAUAUUGAAAAAAGAAAAAAUACCACAUUACCACUGCAAGCCCCAGUGCAUUUGAGAAUACUGAAUCUCAUGAUGCAUACCAGUGGAAUGAAAUGACAGUAGAGUGAAGUUCCAUAAGGAGUAACGUCAUAAAAAUGUUUAGCUGGAUUGUCCAAGGUAAUGUUUCCUAAUGCAUCAGAUAGCUAAAGUAGUACUUUAUUCUAAAUUCCUGGAUUCAAGUCAUGAUUGAGAUGUGUAAUGAGUUCAAUAUGAUACAUGAUUCCACGUAAUUAAAGUUAAUUAUUUUCUUAUUCCAGCGUAUUGUGCUGUCAAAGAUCAAUUAAUUAAAUACAUUCUAGUAUUGACGAACAUUAAGCUCCAGGUUUGAACAUGGUUGUAUUCUAUAACUAUAUUUGGUAUAAAGUUAUAAAUUGUUGGAAUAUUUAUAUUAUUAUUAUUGGACGUUACAUACAUUAGUUAUUUCAUUUUUUUUUAAACGGACUGUCAUUGAAAAUUGUGACAUUUGUAACAAUCAGUUUCAAGGACAAUGAAUAUAAUAUAGUAUGUUUUUUGUUUGCAUUUUGACUGCAGGUAUUGUGGUUAAUGCAGACAUUAAUCCUUGUAAAAAAGGUUUCAGUUUUGUUGCCAGAAAAAAAGGGAAAACCCCUAUUAUAAAAUGUUAAGUUCUAAAAUUCAUGUGAAAAUACUCAGUGCGUGGAGGGGCGCUUUUAAUGCUGUUUAUCCAAUCAUUAGCUUUGCAUUUCCGACGAAUAGGAUUUAUUCCUGCUAAAUAAUAUAUGUUAUGUAUUUCUGAUCAUUGUUUUUCAUUCAUUUGUGGCAGUUCACUUCUGGGUGUCCACUGUAAUGGAUAUUGUGUAAAAAAUGGUGGCUUAUGAAUCUACAUUAAAUAUAAUCCAAGUAUUGUUAUUAUAAGCAAUUCAAACUAAUAAAACGUGAUUUUAUAUUGUU